Messenger RNA from Lagopus leucura (white-tailed ptarmigan), 2720 nucleotides. RefSeq names its product T-box transcription factor 18 (gene TBX18). Gene Ontology annotation, molecular function: RNA polymerase II cis-regulatory region sequence-specific DNA binding; DNA-binding transcription factor activity, RNA polymerase II-specific. Lineage: Eukaryota; Metazoa; Chordata; Aves; Galliformes; Phasianidae. Gene Ontology annotation, cellular component: nucleus. The record is from RefSeq and is a predicted model, not a curated record. Gene Ontology annotation, biological process: positive regulation of DNA-templated transcription; morphogenesis of embryonic epithelium; regulation of transcription by RNA polymerase II. The transcript has 8 exons. The coding region runs from base 1 to 1776 and encodes 591 amino acids.
AUGGCCGACAAGCGGCGGGCCUCGCCCGGCACCACCAUGAGCCUGAAGGCUCACGCCUUUUCGGUGGAGGCGCUCAUCGGGGCCGAGAAGCAGCAGCCGCCCGCGCCGCCCCCGCGGCAGCCCAAGCGGCGGAAGGUGGGCGGCGAGGACGAGGCGGCGGACGACGAAGGGGGCAGCGGCUGCUGCGCCGGGAGCCCGGCGGCCACCAGCGGCAGGAACGGCGGCGACAUGGAGCCGGGCUGCGCCCGCGGGCCCGCCGGCGCCGAUGAGGGUUUUGCGGCGGCGUCUCCGCCCGCCUCGCCCGGCGGCGGCGGCGGCUCCCCGAAGGGCUCCGGGCCCGCCUCGCCUCUGCCCGCGCCCCAGGCGCCGCGCGUUGAGCUGCAGGGCGCCGAGCUCUGGAAGCGCUUCCACGAGAUUGGCACCGAGAUGAUCAUCACCAAGGCGGGCAGGCGGAUGUUUCCCGCAAUGAGAGUGAAGAUCUCAGGUUUAGACCCCCAUCAGCAGUAUUAUAUCGCCAUGGAUAUUGUGCCAGUGGAUAACAAAAGAUACAGGUAUGUUUAUCAUAGCUCCAAGUGGAUGGUGGCCGGCAACGCUGACUCCCCAGUACCGCCUCGUGUUUAUAUUCACCCCGAUUCACCUGCCUCCGGGGAGACGUGGAUGAGACAAGUGAUCAGCUUUGACAAACUAAAGCUCACCAAUAAUGAACUUGAUGAUCAAGGGCAUAUUAUCCUUCACUCUAUGCAUAAAUACCAGCCUCGUGUCCACGUCAUCCGAAAAGACUGUGGAGAUGAUCUGUCCCCGAUCAAGCCUAUCCCUUCGGGAGAAGGAGUCAAAGCAUUCUCCUUUCCAGAGACAGUUUUCACCACUGUCACAGCAUACCAAAAUCAACAGAUAACUCGUCUGAAGAUUGACAGGAAUCCAUUUGCCAAAGGGUUUAGAGAUUCAGGACGUAACAGAAUGGGACUGGAAGCUUUGGUGGAGUCUUACGCCUUCUGGAGACCUUCACUUCGGACACUUACAUUUGAAGAUAUACCUGGGAUACCUAAACAAGGAAAUGCAGGUUCUUCUACCUUACUCCAGGGAUCUGGCAGUGGAGUGCCUUCUACCCAUCCUCACCUUUUGCCGGGUUCCCCUUGCUCAUCUCCAGCCUUCCAUCUCAGCCCCAACACUAGCCAGCUCUGUAGCCUUGCUCCUGCUGACUACACAGCUUGUGCCCGCUCAGGUUUGACCCUGAACAGAUACAGCACUUCCUUGGCUGAAACCUACAACAGGCUCACAAACCAAACCAGUGAGACGUUUGCACCCCCAAGGACUCCCUCUUAUGUUGGUGUGUCGAGUAGCACAACUGUGAAUAUGUCAAUGAGCGGCAAUGACGGGGAUGCAUUCAGCUGCCCGCAAACUGGCUUAUCUAUGCAGAUUUCAGGGAUGUCUCCACAGCUCCAGUACAUCAUGCCAUCCCCUUCCGGCAAUGCCUUUACCACUAAUCAAACCCACCAAGGCUCCUACAACACAUUUAGACUGCACAGUCCCUGUGCGCUGUACGGAUAUAACUUUUCGACAUCCCCUAAACUGGCUGCCAGUCCUGAGAAAAUUGUUUCUUCCCAAGGAAGUUUCUUGGGGUCCUCACCGAGUGGAACCAUGACGGAUCGGCAGAUGUUGCCCCCUGUGGAAGGAGUGCACUUACUUAGCAGUGGGGGGCAGCAGAAUUUCUUUGACUCUAGGACCCUAGGAAGCUUGACACUCUCAUCUUCUCAAGUGUCUGCACAUAUGGUUUGAUGAAGCCUUUAAGUAAAAGUACAGUAUGUUUUGUGUCUACAAUGUAUUUCUUUUGGAAUAUGAAGGGACAAUCAAUGUAGCUUGUAAAGUGUGUGUAUAUAUAAUAUGAGAGGAAGUUUCACUGAAUUUUUGAUUUGUUUGCAGCCAGAUUAUUCUCCUUUUUUGAGCUACACGGAGUUUUCUGUGGUGCAGACUGCUUUAGUUUUCUGGUACACUUAGUUGUGUAACACGUUGGGACAUAUGCAACAAAUUAAGUAAGACUUCCUCCCCUUUCCCCCUCCUCUGUUCUAAGCCCUUUAAAGAAUUAAAUGACACUUAGAGUAUUAAACGACACAAACAAGCCCACUUACAUUGCCUGUAGUACUAGUGAGAUUCUUUAAAACAUUCAUGCAGUGUUAAGCUGAUGCACCAAAGGCAUUUUACAAUCUUCUCUGUUAUAAGGGAUAUGAAGGGUAUUUGGACUUUCAAGUGUUAAGUAUCAAGCAUCCAGCCUAAAAUAGAAGUUUAGCUAAUGGAUUAUUUACAAAGUAAACAGAAAGAUUAGUUUGCCUUCUCAUGAUACGCUGUUUUUAGCUUAUCAACGGCACAGCAUUCUUACUAGGAUUUUUUUUUUUCUGCAUUAGUCUAGAUUUAUGAUUAGGAAUUUGAAGACAAAUAAUGCGUAUUCAAAUUGUGGUGAUGUGAGUGAUUUAAGCGAACAGCCAAAGAAAUGGCAUUCCUUGGUACAGAAUGAACUUUGGGGUGCUUCAUUUUUGUCAAAGGAAGGGCUUGACGCAUCUUUUUUCCAUCGUAAAUAUUGCCUAUAAGACAUUUACUGAACAGUAGGAUAUUCUAAUGUAUCUUUGUUUUUAUAUUUUUACUUUUUUAAAGCAAAUGCAGGUUUGAUUUAGAAAAAGUGUGCAGGACAAGAAAUUCCGUUAUUGAUUUUACCCUUUUUUGUGUGU